AUGGCGGCGUCUCUACAGAGCAUACAGACGGCGAUCGAGCGAAUCAUUCUCGACCCUCGAUACCAUGACGUCCUCGCCGUAGUCAAGGGCGCCCGCAAUGGUGCCGUCUACGGCACCAAAGUCCGCUUUCCUCAUGCGCUGGUCAUGAUCUUCCUGUUCCGAUCUGGGACCUUCCGGGAGAAGUUCUGGCUCGUCUUUCGCGCCACCCGCACCCACGCGCGCAACCUUGCCAAGUUUGCAACUAUAUAUAAGUUGACGUGCAUGCUGCUGAAGCACUAUGGGCCUGGCCAGGCCGGCAAGGAAGGUCCCUACGACACGCUCGUCGCCGGCCUACUUGGCGGUUAUGUCGUAUUCGGCGGGCGCUCGCGGACCUCGGGCAAGAUCUCGAGCGUCAACCAGCAGAUCGUCAUCUACGUCUUUGCACGCGUGGUACUGGCCCUCGCCAGGCUGGCUGUCAAGAACGGCUCGCCCUUUGCGCUACCCCUCGUGUCCAAGGAGCCGACGAGCAGUCGGGUGAGCUACUAUGCAUGGCCCGUGUUUGCAAGCGUGAGCUGGGGCAUGGUCAUGUGGCUGUUCAGGCAUCAUCCCGAGGACCUGCAGCCGAGCUUGAGGAGUAGUAUGAGCUACAUCUACGCGCAGAGCAACGAAUGGGACUCAUUGCGGAAUUUUGUCUGGCAUAACAAAUGA
Cryphonectria parasitica EP155 is the source of this 687-nucleotide messenger RNA. Its product is annotated as peroxisomal membrane protein 4. The record is from RefSeq and is a predicted model, not a curated record. Gene Ontology annotation, cellular component: peroxisomal membrane. Lineage: Eukaryota; Fungi; Ascomycota; Sordariomycetes; Diaporthales; Cryphonectriaceae. The transcript has 3 exons. The coding region runs from base 1 to 687 and encodes 228 amino acids.